Molecule: messenger RNA, 987 nt
Organism: Dermacentor albipictus
Lineage: Eukaryota; Metazoa; Arthropoda; Arachnida; Ixodida; Ixodidae
Gene: JMJD7
Product: Jumonji domain containing 7
Molecular function (GO): 2-oxoglutarate-dependent dioxygenase activity
Source: RefSeq, a predicted model, not a curated record
AUGAAUGGGAUGGAAUCGGCACCUCUGCAUGAUGCACUGGGACGCUUCAACGAAAACUGCAAGGACUUAUUUCACCCACGCACUGUGGCCGAAAUCACGGAGGUGCCGAGCCCGUUGGAGUUUCACAGGCGCUGGGUUUCGCCGAACCUGCCUGUCAUCGUCCGUGGAGGCGUGUCCCACUGGGCUGCUGUGAAUAAAUGGACUCAUGCAUACCUGAGGGAAAAAAUCGGAGACCUAGCGGUCACCGUAGCUGUCACUCCAAAUGGUUUUGCGGACGCUGUGCACGGAAGUGUAUUCGUAACUCCUGAGGAACGUGUCAUGAAAUUCGGCGAGUUCUUGGACAUCCUCGAAGGCCGCGAACGCCCAAAUGCGGUCUUUUACAUUCAGAAGCAAAACUCGAACUUCACCGACGAGUUUCGGAUGCUCGCAGGGGACGUUGAGACGGACAUUUGCUGGGCGACAGCAGCUUUCGGCAAGACGCCCGACGCAGUCAAUUUCUGGAUGGGCGACGAGCGGGCCGUCACUUCCAUGCAUCGUGACCACUACGAGAACAUCUACUGCGUAGUUUCGGGCCACAAAGACUUUAUCCUGUUGCCGCCGACCGAUUUACCGUGGGUGCCUUAUGAAAAUUAUAAAACGGGACAAUUUUGUGAAAUCGCGAACGGCCAGUUCGACGUAAUCGCUUCAGGUGACGGUUCAUCAGUGCCAUGGAUUUCCCUAGAUCCAGAAAAUCCAGACUUCGACAGAUAUCCACACUAUCGACGUGCAUCACCAGUCAAAUGUAGGGUCAGUGCUGGUGAUAUACUGUACCUGCCUUGCUUGUGGUUCCACCAUGUCCGACAGAGUCAUGGAUGUGUUGCACUCAAUUACUGCUCAAGCAUCGCUCACUACAUGGGGGCUGCAGGCUCGUCAAGCUGCCUACUGGCAGUUUUUUUUCCGCUGUCCUUGAUCUGUAAUGUAAAUGGUGGAAAUAAAGAUUUGAUUUGA